UACCUGAUCAAAGUCAACGAGAUUCGAACCAAGAAAGGCUCAGACUUGCUGCAGUCGCUGGCGGAGUACUACCAGGUUCAGGCAAAUUUUUUCCGCGACGGUCUGCGCACCAUCCAGCACUUCCACGACUUUGUGGAGGAGCUGCUCAAACAGCUGCAGAAGAUCCGACAGAGACAGGACGCGGAGAAACGACAGCUGGUGGAGCUGAGGGAGGCGUUGAAGAACUCCAUGACUUCUUAUAAAGAGACUAACAGAUUCUCUGGCUCAGGAUGGGCCCCGGUGAGUUCGAGUCCGGCUGGCUACAGCCUGCACCAGCUGAGCGGGGACAAGUCACACGGCUGUGAGAAGACGGGAUACCUGCUGAAGAAGUCGGAGGGUCGCAUGAGGCGGGUGUGGCAGAAGAGACGCUGCAUCAUCCGCGACGGGACUAUGUAUAUCAGUCACCACGACACAACAGAACCUAUCAUUUUCAAGCGGAUGAGACCAAAGAAAUGGAGGC
Molecule: messenger RNA, 499 nt
Organism: Aplysia californica (California sea hare)
Lineage: Eukaryota; Metazoa; Mollusca; Gastropoda; Aplysiida; Aplysiidae
Product: arf-GAP with SH3 domain, ANK repeat and PH domain-containing protein 1
Biological process (GO): positive regulation of GTPase activity
Cellular component (GO): cytoplasm
Molecular function (GO): GTPase activator activity; protein binding
Source: RefSeq, a predicted model, not a curated record